Molecule: messenger RNA, 3245 nt
Organism: Onychostoma macrolepis
Lineage: Eukaryota; Metazoa; Chordata; Actinopteri; Cypriniformes; Cyprinidae
Gene: lin54
Product: lin-54 DREAM MuvB core complex component
Exons: 14
Coding region: 489-2864 (791 amino acids)
Biological process (GO): regulation of DNA-templated transcription
Cellular component (GO): nucleus
Source: RefSeq, a predicted model, not a curated record
GCCGAGGCUGUCACUCUGAUAAACACUUUUUGUUUCAGUGAAGAAAAAGUUACGCGGGUUUGAAACGAAUAUCGCCAGAUUAAAAUUUUGAAGUCUCAAAAUGAUAAUUGUGAACGUCGUUUGUCUCUCUUCUGCUCCUCCUUUGUGUGACAAAACAACAAAUCCUGCAGUUUUUCUGCCGCUGUUUCUCGAGUCUGAACUGAUGACGAGAUGAAAAUGGCGGAUCUUUCGAAAUCUAACCCCGGCCUGAAAUAGACUCGCAGCGGGAUAACUCUCUUUAACACGACUCAGUUCAGCAGACAAACAUCCCUGGCUACAAUAACCCAUGUGUAUGCCUUGUAAAUAGAGAUAUUUCCAUGGCAACAGAAUAGACAGGAAAGCAGGCGCGUCGAAUAUCAACAAACUCCGUCUGAUGUGAAACUGACAGACGGUCUUGUUUGGUUUCACUGAAUUAACUGUUGAGUUUGUUUUCAGUAACUUCACACACGAUGGAUGUGGUUUCACCUGAGCUCAACAGCCUCCUCCCUGAUGAGAUUAUGGAUACAGAAGCCAUCGCGAUGGAAGAGGAGCUCCCCGCCGAGCACCUCGCCGCUCCUCCCCAAUCUGAACCAGAGCCGCCGCAGGUUCCUAUGGAGACAGAGGUGCCUGAAAUCGUCAGCUUGUGUCCAGCCUCCACAUCUAUGCAGAUGACCUCCACCUCCACUGACGCUCAGUGCAGCACCAGCUUGGGAACUCAGCUCCUCCUCGCUCCCUCCGGCCUCAUAUCCAGCACCACCUCGACCACCACCACCUCUGUCAAAACCACCAGUCCUGCGGUGACUCAGAACCUCCCCAAAAUUUCCAGCGUUACUGUCCCGGCCAACCACCAGCUCAUCAUCAACAAAGUGUCCAGCGCCCCCGCUGUGGAUGGCAAGUGUCCAGGCGCUGCUGUGCUCAAGCCAGAGGGCCAAAAACUCUUGGUUGCCGGCCUCAGUAAAACAGGGCAGCCCAUUAUGUUGGCUCUGCCUCACACUUGGAACAAGCCCGCCACUACCCAGGGCACAGGGGACGCCAAGGCCCAGCCGACGCAGAUCAAAAUGGUGACGACAGUAGGGAAGCCUAUGAUAGCGGUGAGCUCAGCCAGUCAGCUGAUGGGGAGCUCCACCACACUGCAGGCCCAGCAGCUCAAGGCACUUCAGAUCUCAAAGAAGCCCCCAGUAUCUACAGCUGGACCGAUGAUUACAAAGCUCAUCAUCACAAAAGCCCUGAAUAAUAAAGGACUGUCCAGCCCAGCUUCAGUGGCUCCUGUAGUGACUGGGCGAGUUGUUACCCAGAGUUCUCCAGUGACACCCCCACGCACCAUCACCAUUGGUGAGACCAUCAGCACUGUGUCACAGAAUACAUCUGGUAACAGCAAAGUCGCCAUCUCUCCUCUCAAGUCUCCCAGCAAGCUGACUGUGGUUUCGGUGGCCAGUCAGUCUCCAAACUCGCCUCAGAAGUCUGUGACGCUGCCGCUCAACGUGGCUCUGGGCCAGCAGAUCCUCACUGUUCAACAGUCUGCCACCACCUCUCCAGCUAAAGCAGGAACCAGCCAGUCCACCGCACAGACUGUAAAGCCAGUGCAGACGGUGGGAGGAGUGGGAACAUCCCAGUUUAAGACCAUCAUCCCCCUCACCACACCUCCCAAUGUGCAGCAGAUCCAGGUGCCGGGCAGCCGCUUCCAUUAUGUGCGUCUGGUAACAGCCACCACUGGCAGCAGCACUGCACAGUCGAGCGGCAGCACCAACACCAACACUUCAAUCCAACCAGCCAAGCCUGUGAUGAUGAACGCUGCAGUACGGAUGUCUGUACCCAUCGUCUCAGCACAGACCGUCAAACAGGUAGUACCCAAACCCUUGACGUCAGGAGCCCAGGUGGUGACCACCAGUCAGACCCCCCAGCGUCUCAUCAUGCCAGCCACACAUCUGCCACAGAUCCAGCCCAACCUCACCAAUCUGCCACCGGGCACUGUGCUCGCCCCCGCCCAUGGCUCUGGAAACAUGGGCUACGCUGUCUUACCGGCCCCAUACGUUACGCAGAUCCCUCAGCCUACGUUUGUGACUUUGACCAGCAGCUCCACCUUCUCAACAGCCACCCCUAUACAGACUCAAGCCAGGCUUUCACUUAACGGUUUAUCAACAUCUGAAGCAACUUCAAGGCCGAGAAAACCCUGCAACUGCACACGGUCACAGUGUCUGAAAUUGUAUUGCGAUUGCUUUGCCAACGGGGAGUUCUGUAAUAACUGCAACUGUGUUAAUUGCUUCAACAACCUUGAUCAUGAGAGUGAAAGACUGAAGGCCAUCAAGGCAUGUUUAGACAGAAACCCUGUGGCUUUUAAGCCCAAGAUUGGCAAAGGCAAAGAAGGAGAGUCAGACAGGAGACACAGCAAAGGCUGCAACUGUAAGAAAUCUGGCUGUCUGAAAAACUACUGUGAGUGUUAUGAGGCAAAGAUCAUGUGUUCGUCCAUCUGCAAAUGCAUGGGCUGCAAGAACUUCGAGGAGAGUCCUGAAAGGAAGACGCUGAUGCACCUGGCAGACGCUGCAGAGGUGCGAGUUCAGCAGCAAACCGCAGCCAAAACCAAACUGUCCUCACAGAUCUCCGAUCUGCUCACCAGAACCACACCGGCCAUCACCAGCGGGGGCGGAAAGUUGCCAUACACAUUCGUAACAAAGGAAGUGGCCGAGGCGACGUGUGACUGUCUGCUGGAGCAGGCCGAGCAGGCCGAACUCGCCAACCAGCCUCAGGCCGUGGCAGAACGCCUCAUUCUGGAGGAGUUUGGUCGCUGCCUCAGGAGAAUCAUCAGUUUUGCUGGCAAAGCUAAGACGGACUGUCCCAUCAACUGCUAGAGCCGUGACUCAGAGCCCUCUCGCUCGUUUGGGGCCCAGGGUGUUGCUGAACCUAGACUCGGGCUCCACUGAGGGCACUUUUACCGGCCCUCAUAUGGAUUCAUGGGCCUUCUAAUAAAAAGACACAAACCAGAACUUCCCACUGGCCUGUGAGAUGUGUUGUGGAGGACACACUAUAUUCAGUAGGAGGACUACAGUACUUCAUUGUAGCCCCCUGCGGUGGACUUAACACUGUUUGCUUUAAUGGAAGGGGUUUAUUUUAGAACGAUCGAUACUAUUUUAAAGUAGUUUUUGUUUUGUUUGGCAAUGUUUUCCACUUUUAAAUCUGCAUAAUCAUGAUAUGUGUUUGUCUUUUUAAAACUGGAUUUUCAUAUCAUCAUU